AUGGUCAAGAAGAAACUUUUCAUCGCAAGGAAUACAUCAAAAAUUUUAAAAUCUUAUAAAAGAUAUAAAAAUCUGAAGUCCAUAGUACCUUUUUACUUUUGGUCGCUGAGUCGAAAUUUACAUCGUUCUAAAUCCAUCAAGCUAGAUAAUUUAAAAAAUACACAAAGGUCUCGUCGAAUUAGACCGUCUCCAUCGUCCUUGUCGUCGUCACCGACGCCUCGAAGAAUAAUUGCAAUAGGCGACUUACAUGGAGACUAUGAACAAACAAUUAGGGUCUUGAGCUUGGCUAAUAUUAUUGAUGAUAAGAUAAAUUGGAGUAACGGAAAUGGAAUCUUAGUUCAAACGGGGGACAUAGUGGAUCGAGGUCCUGAUUGUUUAAAAAUUUAUAAAUUGUUUGAAAGGUUACAAAAAGAGGCUAAAGUAGCAGGAGGAAUGGUGAUUAAUCUUUUCGGUAAUCAUGAACUCAUGAAUCUGGAGCUAGAUUGGGAUCACGUAACAGAUGAAGAUAUCGAAUCUUUUGGAUCAAAAAAGAAUCGGAUUAUCGAAUUCUCUUCCGACGGGUUUAUUGGAAAGUUCUUCGGAACAUCUUUCCAAGUUGCCGCAAUUGUUGAAGAUACAUUAUUUGUUCAUGGAGGUAUUAACCUAAAGUGGGCAAAUGAAGGUAUUGAAAGAAUGAAUAAAAUUGGCGCGAACUUAGUUAAGAAAUAUACAGAAUUUUUAUGUGAUCCUGAGAUGCAAGAAACAGGCACUUUUACCAAGAAAGAUUUUAUGACGACCGAUGAGGAAGAUCUUCUUGAAGGUGAUGGACCAUUUUGGCACAGAGAUUACGCUUUGCAAACUAAGAAGAACGAAGAGGAAUUGGAUAAAGUCUUGGAAGUACUAAAGGUUUGUUUUGUUUAA
Messenger RNA from Funneliformis geosporum, 900 nucleotides. The record is from the annotation of a GenBank genome assembly. NCBI's taxonomy places the organism in Eukaryota, Fungi, Glomeromycota, Glomeromycetes, Glomerales, Glomeraceae.